Messenger RNA from Arachis stenosperma, 1309 nucleotides. RefSeq lists its product as uncharacterized. Bases 338 to 628 code for a protein of 96 amino acids. The transcript is spliced from 3 exons. The record is from RefSeq and is a predicted model, not a curated record. NCBI's taxonomy places the organism in Eukaryota, Viridiplantae, Streptophyta, Magnoliopsida, Fabales, Fabaceae.
UUCAUAUAGACAGAUAAGCUCUUUCUCAUUUUCAGUUCUUCGUUGUCCAGUCGCCACCUCCAGUCCGCCACACUCCCAGCAGGCCAACACCGUCCCAUUCUGCGGCAGCCACCAGCGUCCAGUUCUUCUCCAGACGCCGCCGUCCUUUCUGCUCCGCCGUGAUAGUCUCCCUCAUCUCCGACGGUACGUGCCCUUCCUCUCCCAGAGAUUGAAGCUGCGAGUUCCUCUGUCCGCCACUCCGCGAGCUCUGCCGUCGUCUUCUGCCUCUCGUUGCCGUCUCCUUCAUCCCGACUCGCCUGCAGUUCCAUCCCUUCCGGCGUUCAGCUAAAGUAAUAAGAUGUCGCUGCGGCGUUUCUUGGGAUUUUCCGAUGGUGACCUGAUGAGGUCUGAUGCAAAACCUUGCUCCAGGUUGAUGAGACACACUGCAGGGAUAUACAGUGUUGGUGGAGCCUUAGGAUUUUGGGUCCUGUGCCGAUUGCACUAUGGCCCUCGAAUUACAAUUCCCAGGAGUCUUCGUUGGGCAGCUUGUGGUGCUGUAACUACAAGCGCAAGCACAGCUUUGCUGGUUCGUUUAUUUAGUCCCGAGUGUGAACCCCAGAAUAUCGCUGCUUAUGACAACAAAAAGUAGUACUGGCUGUUCCUCUCUCUUUUAUUACAUAGAAAGCAGAAAAAAAUGAUAUAUUUUGGAUGCUUUAAUGAUGGACUAGCAAGAGUGAAUCACACCACACCAGUAACUCUUUUAGCAUCUACUUAGUGGAUCAGGUUACCGUUUUAUUGCAUUUGUAAGUUUUAUUGUAUUCCCUUUGAAUUUUAUCGUAUAACCAAUGAAGGUCACUUCAUAACAUCACAAGGAGUAAAUUAAGCUAGUUACUUACCAUGUCUAAUAAUCUUUUUUCUCAAAACUAACACUUAAGAUAUUCGAUUAUAUGCUGACUAUAAAGAUCAUGAAGAAAGUCAGCAAUUUCCUUUUUGGUCUGAUUAUAUGCUGAUUAUCUUAUUUAAGAGUUUCAAUCUAGUUAUACUAGUAAUGACAUUAGUUUAUCUUUAUACUCCAUUUUUACUAGCUGCUCAAGUGCUUAUUGCUGUGAAUGCUGGGUAUAUCGGUGUAUGCCUAAUGCUUACAGUCUCCAAAAUUGACAAUGAAGAUAUGUGUGGAAAUGACAGCAAAAGCUAAAAUAAUUGGGAAAUGAAGUUGGCAACAACGCAGGUAAUGGGGGCCUUAAAAACUUGGUUCUGUCCAUCACCUUAAAAAUUGCUUGGGCCUCACAAAAGAAAGAAAAAAGCCCAACAGCAAGAUCAAGAAAGUCAG